AUGGCAGAGGAUCAGAAAAAGCUGCUAGCUCAGGCAUUCCCGAUUGAAGCAGAUUUAAAUAUAUUUCAAAGUGGGGUUAAGUAAGUUGGAAGAACUGAGAUACUUGCAAACGAUACAAAUUUUCUUAACAAAUUUUAUCAGUUCAUUGAAGAUUCAAACUACAUGAGAAUUAAUAAUUUACCUACUGACAUUAAAAUCGCUAUUCAGCUGCUACUAUGCGAGAGGUCAUAUUUGAUUCAGCUAGUGAAAGGCUUAAUAAUGAAAAUUCUGCCUAGGGACAAACCCAAAAUCUAUAAUGAUCCAUUUUUAGAGUCGGAGUUCCUGAAAUUAGAUAAGAAAAGAGACUUGACUCCAUAAAAUGAGCCUGCUAGAAUUAAUGAUGCUAGUAAUAAAACAUUCUAGUCUCCAAUCAAUAACAAACAGAGAAAUGUCAAUUAGAAAAGGUAGCCUAAUCUACACUAGAAUGACAACAACCAUCAACAGUAAAACAUGGUGAUUGAAGAUUUAGUUAUAGGUGCCACCAAUCUAAUAGGGGCUCUGGGUAAAAAACUUAUAUCUCCUAGUUCUUUGACUAGACUCAACUAGUUAAAGGGUCAGAAUUUGGACAGAAUUCAGAAUCAUGACAAUCGUGUGGUGUAUUUGAGAAUUCCUCCGUCUGAUGAAAAGACAGCGACUUAGAAUUAGAACAAAAGCCCUGCUCUCACAUCAAAUAGAAAUAUAAUAAAUUAGUUCGAUAAUAUGUUUAUGCGUAAGGAAGAAGUACUUCUGAAAAUAGACACUUAAUCAGAUGAUGAUGAAAGCGUUGACGUGCCCUCUAGUAGCAGUAGUGAUGAGAAAGCUAAUCGAGUUGAUAAUAAGAAUAAGAUAUAAACUUAAAAGAUGCCUAUUAAGGGAGUUGCAAAUAUAGUACAGAACAAGAUUAAUCCAUCAGGCAAUAGUAAAAAUCAUCAUAGUAGCAAGAGCACAACUAACAAUAAUGUCAACUUUAAAUAGACUGCUAAUGAUUCAAAUUUUAAUACGAACAAUUUUAAUAAUAAUAUUCAGACAAAAAGAGGUAAUAAUCCACUAUAAUUGAUAACACCGUAAAUGAACUACACCAAUCAGCAAGACACCUCAUAAAUUUCACAUAUUACUUAAAACCACAGUAAAUAGCCAAGUCAUAACUCUAAAAAGAGUGUGAGCUAGAACAGAUACCAAAAUAACAACAUUGAGGAAAGUGACGAUCAAGAGGAGAUUAAGUAAUAACCAUUAAAGUAUGGAAGUGUAAUCAAUCAAACCAAUGAUCAAAAUGAUUAUUUCUAAAUUGAAUAGAAUAAAAAUCUAGUGCCAAUAGAAGACUUUAUAAAAAUGCUUUAAUCAACAGAGACUGCUAGGCAAAGCAAAAUGCAUAUAAGUUAGUUAAAUAACAGAGUGGAUGAUAGCCAAAGUACUGUGAUGAAAUAAAGCGAUAACUUCCCUAGAGGUAUGAGUAUGGUUAAAGGAUCUAUUGCUAAUGUGAAUAAAUCUGGAAUUAGAAUGAAAGAUACCUUCAGCAAACUCCACAGAGAUUUUAGCAUAGGCUCUUCGGAUUCUGAUAAUGAUAAGGAUAACUCUGCCUUAGACCCUGAGGAACGUAAUCGUCGUAGGAGUAUUGGCAUUAAAAUGCUGAUGAGCAGAGAGUCAUCAUUCGGAGUAGUCGGAUUCAAGAGCGAAGAUUACACUAUGAAUUAAUCCAGUAACUAAAAUAAUAGUACAAAUUAGAAGAGUCUAGCUGAUGAUUCGGAUUAUAACAAUUAGUUAUAGUAGAUUAACCAAUAAAGAAGGAAAUAUGGAGUAGACCCUGAUAGCGAAGAUGAUUACUAGGAUAUAAAAUUCAAAGUAAAAAAACGAAAAGAUAAUAACAAUAAUUAAACUAAUGCCAAUACGAAUAUCAAUGCUAAUAGCAAUAUUCCUAAGACCAGCAGUAAGGGAAUAAAUGGCUUUAAUAACAUGUAGAGUAGCGUCAGUCAUAUGAAAUAAAUCACAAAGCCAAAUAAUAUAGAUGAUGAGUAUUACUCUAAUUCAAAUGGAAAAGAGAAAAAUAAAAACACUAUAAGAAUGUCUAAGCAUGUGCAAUCUACAAAUGACUCGCAAGCUAACUCAUCAUCUCGAAGAGGAGAUUAAAAUAACAACUCUAUGUUUAAGUCUGAAUUUGAUCUGAAAUAACUGUAGAAUAUUAAUAAAAAUAAGAAUAUAAAUCGAAAUUAUCUGAAUGGUUCGCAGGCCUAGUCUACUAAUAGGAGCGUCAAAUGGGGAGAUAAUAUUUUUUCUUGA
This is a messenger RNA of Stylonychia lemnae, 2292 nucleotides long. Lineage: Eukaryota; Ciliophora; Spirotrichea; Sporadotrichida; Oxytrichidae. The record is from the annotation of a GenBank genome assembly.